This is a messenger RNA of Ricinus communis (castor bean), 1296 nucleotides long. RefSeq names its product protein YIP4b. Lineage: Eukaryota; Viridiplantae; Streptophyta; Magnoliopsida; Malpighiales; Euphorbiaceae. Bases 32 to 1099 code for a protein of 355 amino acids. Gene Ontology annotation, cellular component: trans-Golgi network; membrane. Gene Ontology annotation, biological process: endoplasmic reticulum to Golgi vesicle-mediated transport. The transcript is spliced from 3 exons. The record is from RefSeq and is a predicted model, not a curated record.
CUCAAAUUGAAAAUUAGUCACGACAUUGAGAAUGAUCCCUAAACUGGGGGACUGCAAUUACAAUUUACCAUACCCCUGGCUAUUCCUUCAACGGCAGCGUUUCUACUACAAGAAAACGCAAACAGAAAGUAAAAUCAACCUGAAACUAAACCCUCUCUCUCUCUCUCUCUCUCUCUCUCUUUCUCACUUAUUAAGAUCCAAAAAUUUUCCAUCACUUUCCCGAGAAACCAGAAAGAAAAGAGAAAGUCCACAUAUCGCGUCAAAGAAAAUGUCGCAUAGCGACACAAUCCCUCUCCACGCCUCCUCCCAAUCAGACAUAGACGAGAUCGAAAACCUAAUUAACGCCAGCGUCCAAUCGGGCCCAGCAACAGUCCUACCGGCCCGUCCACCAAGCCCGCCGCGAAUUCCGGUCUCAUCGUCACCAUUUAUCCAAUCAAAUCUCCCCCCACCGCGUCCGACAAGCCAAAAGCCACCGUCAGUCCCUGCGGCACCCCCACCACCACCACCAGCUAGUAAUAAUUCUCAUGGAUCGAAUAUUGGUGCGUCCGGAUUCGGAUCGGCCCCCAAUACGUUAACGGAGCCGGUCUGGGACACGGUGAAAAGAGAUCUGUCGAGGAUAGUGAGUAAUUUGAAGUUGGUUGUGUUUCCAAAUCCCUUCAGAGAAGAUCCUGGUAAAGCAUUGAGAGAUUGGGAUCUGUGGGGCCCUUUCUUCUUCAUUGUGUUUUUGGGUCUUACUCUUUCUUGGUCUGCUUCUGUCAAGAAGUCUGAGGUUUUCGCUGUUGCAUUUGCUCUACUUGCAGCCGGUGCUGUAAUCUUGACAUUGAAUGUUCUGCUACUGGGUGGACAUAUAAUUUUCUUCCAAAGUCUUAGCCUUCUGGGUUAUUGUCUCUUCCCUCUGGAUGUUGGAGCACUAAUCUGUAUGUUGAAGGACAAUGUAAUAGUGAAAAUAAUUGUGGUUUGUGUGACAUUGGCAUGGAGCUCGUGGGCUGCCUAUCCAUUCAUGAGCUCAGCUGUCAACCCAAGAAGAAAGGCUCUUGCACUUUACCCUGUUUUCCUUAUGUACGUAUCGGUUGGUUUCCUCAUCAUUGCCAUUGAUUAAUGAAUAGCAAACCCUAGUGUCAAGGUUUUCAUAAGUAAUUGAAACUCACAGGGAGUACAUAGGAAUUUUAUGUGAUGGGUUCUUUUUGCUUCACAUGUAACUGUAUUUUUUGACACUUUUUUCCAACUGAAACAUGUUAUGGAGACUCAAAUCUGCCUAUAUUAUAUUAUAAUACAAUACUAUAAUGUGGUUCUGAA